Pisolithus orientalis is the source of this 198-nucleotide messenger RNA. RefSeq lists its product as uncharacterized. NCBI's taxonomy places the organism in Eukaryota, Fungi, Basidiomycota, Agaricomycetes, Boletales, Pisolithaceae. The transcript is spliced from 2 exons. The annotation marks the transcript as partial. The record is from RefSeq and is a predicted model, not a curated record.
UGGGUUCGCAGACGAAAGAUUUUCAACGCAUUCUGGCAGAUUGCAACGGACGCAUUGUCGCCGCAAGAUGCCGCGGCCCUUGCUGAGCACCUUGGAAUCGAGUUUGACGGGCCUGAACAUGUUGAAUUAGAAGAAGGGCCUUUAUGCGCCACUGUGCAGCCCAGUAACAGGACGAACCUCAAGCGCAAACGAGAGUGA